Molecule: messenger RNA, 486 nt
Organism: Hirsutella rhossiliensis
Lineage: Eukaryota; Fungi; Ascomycota; Sordariomycetes; Hypocreales; Ophiocordycipitaceae
Product: membrane-associating domain-containing protein
Exons: 2
Coding region: 1-486 (161 amino acids)
Cellular component (GO): membrane
Source: RefSeq, a predicted model, not a curated record
AUGGGUCGAACGUCCAUCGUCUCUCUUCGCGUCUUCCAGGGCCUCCUGGCCGCCGCCAAUCUCGGGCUCUCGGCAUAUGUCGUCCACUGGUAUCUCGUCACCACCCGCCGCGGCUCACCCGCCUCGCUCAACUUCCUCGUCUUCGCCUCGUCCUUUUCCGUCCUCUCGCUCCUCUACCUCGAGCUCGCGCCGCGCCUGUGCCCGCGCGCCGCCCACCCCUACGGCUGCAUGAGCGUCGAGGCCUGCAACGCCCUCUUCUACUUUGCCGCCUUCAUCGCCCACGCCGUCUUCCUCGGCGGGCUCGCCAUGUGCCGCGGCACCGUCUGCACCGUCGGUCGCGUCGACUCCAUCAUUGCUGCCGCCGCCUUUUGCGCCUGGAGUGCCUCGACCAUCCUCACCGCCAAGCAAAUGUUCAUGACGGGCGUGCGCAAGUCGGGCGCCGACCAUGCCAACAACACCAAGGCGAUGCAGAUGCAGGAUGCUUGA